AUGAAGAUUGUAAUCGUCGGCGCCGGCAUCGUCGGUCUCUCGACGGCUUUGGCGCUGCUGGAACAUGGAUAUGACGACGUGACUAUCGUUGCGGAAAACUUGAACGACACUACGUCGCAUACAGCUGGAGCAGUGUGGAGGCCAGUGUUUGCGGGUGCAACAUCUGACCGCACCAUGGAUCAUUGGAGCCACGAAACGAUGCUAUGGUUGCGACAAUUGACAGAAAGGCAUGGACCGACGGUUGUCGGGAUUCAGCGAACACCAGGGAUCGAGCUGUCCGACUCGCCGCCCGAAGCACACCCGUAUUGGGCGCAUUCCGUCGAGGACUUUCGCCUUCUCACGCGAGAUGAAGCGUUGCAACAUCCACCACACGACAAAGAGUUUGGCAUUGCGUACACUUCUGUGAUGAUCCAUCCAGGGAUUCUUAUGCAGUGGAUGGCAAAGCAGAUCAAAUCUCGCGGGGGCAAAUUUGAAACCCGUUUUGUGGCGUCCUUGGAUGAGCUUGAUGGCGACGUCGUCAUCAACUGCACAGGCCUUGGUGCGCGCAAACUCGUCGGCGACGCCUCCGUCUACCCUGUACGUGGUCAGGUGAUCAAGGUGUUCAACCCCAACAUCAAGCGCUUCGUGUGCGUGGAAUCAUAUGGCCAGUACACGUACAUUCUUCCCCGUCCGGGAGGAGAAGUCAUUGUGGGUGGCACAGCCGACAUUGGCAACUGGAACACUGCCAACAACGACGCCGACAUUGCCGCAAUCAUGGAUCGAGCGGUGGCUGUCAUGCCCGAGAUCAAAGGCAGCAACGUUCUCUACGCUAAAGCUGGGCUGAGGCCGUCUGCCACCCGUGGAACGCGAGUCGAAUUGAAUCCGAAGCGAACAUCAAAACACAAAGCAUGGGUCAUUCACAACUACGGACAUGGCGGCAGCGGCCACACGAUUCAUCGCGGGUGCGCCUCGGCGGUGGUCAACAUCGUGCGCUCAUACACGUCCAAGCUGUAA
Messenger RNA from Aphanomyces invadans, 993 nucleotides. RefSeq lists its product as hypothetical. The coding region runs from base 1 to 993 and encodes 330 amino acids. The record is from RefSeq and is a predicted model, not a curated record. The transcript has 5 exons. NCBI's taxonomy places the organism in Eukaryota, Oomycota, Saprolegniomycetes, Saprolegniales, Verrucalvaceae. Gene Ontology annotation, molecular function: D-amino-acid oxidase activity; FAD binding.